Molecule: messenger RNA, 1514 nt
Organism: Triticum aestivum (bread wheat)
Lineage: Eukaryota; Viridiplantae; Streptophyta; Magnoliopsida; Poales; Poaceae
Product: transcription factor bHLH18
Exons: 4
Coding region: 161-1249 (362 amino acids)
Molecular function (GO): protein dimerization activity
Source: RefSeq, a predicted model, not a curated record
AGAAAAGCGUGAGGAUGGAUUGGGCAGGACGCACCCAAAUCUAAGCUGAUUUGGAUUGGAUGGCUUGCUCUUCCUACUACAUCUUCAUGCAAUCAUUUGCUCGCAGCCGGGCUCUCCGUCUUCUUCCCACGAGCUCCAUCAGGUGCUAGCUAGAAGCAGUAUGUAUCAGCUGGAGACCAUGGACGACUCCAGCUUGUUCAUGCAGUGGGCCGUGGACACGCUGCAGCACGACCACCCGCCGCUCGCCGCUGCCUACGCCGCCGGCGACAACUUCCCAUCACUCGAAGAGCUCCGCCGCUCGGCGUUGCAGCACGGCACGGCUCCGGCGGGAAUGGCGGUACAAGACGGCCACCGUCUCCUAUCCACCGACAGCUGGAGCUCCGGCGACAGCGGCGGCCGUGAAAGCACGUCUGCCGCGGUCGUGGAGAACGACGUCAACUGCGCGACGACCUGCAGCGUCGGCAGCAGCAACAACUACCUGCCCAUGAGCUGGAACUUCACCUCGGCCAUGGCGCAGCCGAGCAACGAGGCGGCGCCAAGCCCCGCCACCGCUCCCUCAGCUGGAGCGCUCGACGGCCCCGGCGUGGUGGAGCAGGCCCACGUGUCGCCGCCGUCGAGGAGAGCCUCCGCCAAGAGCGCCGCCAGGGCUGGACACGCGCCGUACGCGCAGGACCACAUCAUGGCGGAGCGGAAGCGCCGGGAGAAGAUCAACCGGCGAUUCAUCGAGCUCUCCACCGUCAUCCCCGGCCUCAAGAAGAUGGACAAGGCGACGAUCCUUUCGGACGCCGUCAAGUACGUCAAGGAGCAGCAGGAAAAGCUCAAGGCGCUCGAGGACCGCAACCUCAGGAGCGUCGCCGUCGAGUCGGUGGUGCUCGUCAAGAAGUCGCGCACCGCCGUGCCGCAAGACGAUGACGUCGGCGGCUGCUGCCGGUCACCGUCUGCAGGUCCCGGGGCAGCAGCUGGAAGCACCACGACGACGACCGGGAGCGUGCUGCCGGAGAUCGAGGCGAGGAUCUCAGAGAGCAACGUGAUGGUGAGGAUCCACUGCGAGGACGGCAAGGGGGUGCUUAUCAGGCUGCUCGCCGAGGUCGAGGGGCUACACCUGAGCAUCACGCACGCCAAUGCCGUCCCGUUCCAGGCUUGCACUGUCAUCAUAACCGUCAUGGCAAAGGUGGACGAAGGCUUCAGCGUCACGGCGGAGGACAUUGUUGGGAGGAUAGAGGCGGCGUUGGCUGCACCCACGUCAUAGGGCCGGGAUAACAAUACUCCGGUAGAGAUCAAGGUUCAAGGAGCACGAAGCCGUUCAAAGAUGCUGGCAGAGUGUCCGUCGCGGCAAAUUUUAUGCAAAUAAAUUAGUUCUCGUCAUGCGCGCAUGAUUCAACAGUGCAUCGGGGCUUAAAAUAAUUACUGCAUCUUUCAAGACAAAACUACACUGUCGUUCUUGCACACACAAAAAACUGUACACUUUCUGUGCUACUUCAUCAGUCUCAUAAUAAAAAAACAUUUUUAAACUA